UAACUAACACUGAAAAAUUCCCAAAAUUCCAGAGAGGGAAACAGAACAAAGCACCCACAAUUUCUAGAGCGAUAAACCAAUCAAUAAUAAUGGCAAAUACGGAGGCAGAAGCGGUGGAUUUUGAGCCAGAGGACGAUGAUUUGAUGGACGAAGACGGUGCCGUCGACGUUGACGCCUCCUCCUCGCCGCGAGCUCCACUUCCGAAGUUAAAGUCGGCUAUUACCGGAGGCAGCGCGUCUCCUUCACUCUCCGCUCCUAAAAAGACUAAAGGCCGUGGAUUUAGAGAAGAGGUUGAUACUGAGAGACAGAGCCGAUUCUCCGGUCGUGGAUUUGAUUCCCUCGGUUCUGAUGGUGGGCCUGGCCCCCAGCGAUCUGUUGAAGGAUGGAUAAUUUUGGUGAGUGGAGUUCACGAGGAAGCACAAGAUGAUCAUUUGCAAGAAGCUUUUGGUGAGUUUGGAGAAAUAAAGAAUUUGCAUUUGAAUCUUGAUCGCCGCACCGGUUUUGUUAAGGGCUAUGCGCUGAUAGAAUAUGAGAAUUUUGAGCAAGCAGAGAAUGCAAUAGCUUCAAUGAACGGGGGAACAUUGCUUGAACAGGUUAUCAAUGUUGAUUGGGCCUUCAGCAAUGGUCCCAGCAAUUGGGCCUUAAAGAGAAAGAAUAUGAGACCUGGACGAACACAUCGCUCAAGGAGUCCUAGGAGGAGAUACUAAUGGGUUGAGAUUUCUGUCAUGAAGGUGUAUGAUUUUGCUUUGAGGCAUUUUCUACUUAGUUAUCAUGGAAGAUCGUGGUUGAUUCUUGUCUUCAUUGGGUUUAUGAAUUGAUCAUCUGUUUGUUGGGAAUCCCUCCAGUUUCUCCCCUUUUGUUGAAUGGAUUUACACUAAUUUCUAAGUUUAGUAAUCACUGUGUAUUUGACUCUGAUUUUGUACUAAUCUUUAAGUUUAGUAAUCUGGUUUAUUUGGGUGCUUAAGAUA
Messenger RNA from Populus nigra (black poplar), 968 nucleotides. Its product is annotated as RNA-binding protein Y14-like. The record is from RefSeq and is a predicted model, not a curated record. Gene Ontology annotation, molecular function: mRNA binding. Gene Ontology annotation, cellular component: exon-exon junction complex; nucleus; cytoplasm. Bases 90 to 707 code for a protein of 205 amino acids. NCBI's taxonomy places the organism in Eukaryota, Viridiplantae, Streptophyta, Magnoliopsida, Malpighiales, Salicaceae. The transcript is spliced from 4 exons. Gene Ontology annotation, biological process: RNA splicing.